AUGGUUAAAUUCCUAUUGAAGAUCAUAAGAGAUGAAAAACAAAGGUACAAUGCAUUGAAUCAAUCAGCAUUGAUGAAUCAUAGCAAUGUAGUUCAGAUUCUUUUGGACGAAGGAGUCACUCCCGACACCAAAAGCUGUUUCUGCGCUAUACAGAAUGGAAACAAGGAUAUAGUGGUACAAAUAAUAAAUACUGGUCUUGAUUUAUCGCAGGUUUCUGAGUCUCGCCACCCACUUUAUGACAACAAUUCUGUUUCCAUAUUAGCGGAAUCUUGUUUAUGGGAGAGACUGGAAUUAAUAUCUUUUCUACUGAAAAUUUGUCCUGCUCUUAGCAAUGAAAAAAAUGACGUUGGCGAUUCUACCAUUCAUUUUGUUGCCUACUCAGGCGCAACAGAUGCACUUAACUCACUUAUUGUCGACCAUAAGUGUAACCCAUACCUUAAGACUCAUUUAGGGGCAUCAAUUCUUCAUUGUGCAUGUGAGAACGGAAAACUUGAAACAGCAAAGUAUAUAAUGAGUCAAUACCCUGAUCUUUUGAAUGAAGAACAUGAUUUAUACAGGGAUGGAUCUAUUCUACAUAUGGCUGCUGCUGGGGGUAAUAUUGAAUUGUUUCAUAUUUUUAAAAAACAAAAGAUGACUAUUUCCUCUGAAACAGGCCAAACUGUAUUACACACUGCCUGUCGUUAUGGAAGAUUUGAGAUGAGUAAGAUGCUCCUCGACAGAUUUCCACAUUUACUGACUGUCAAAGACAUAAAUGGCAAUAGUGUCUUACAUACAGCUGCUUGGGGAGGUAACACUGAUUUGCUGAAGUAUCUGUUGAAGAAAAAGUUGAACAUUGAUGAAAAACAAAAUGAAGGAAAAACUGUACUAAAUCUGUGUUGUUAUACUGGUAAGAUAGAAAUGUGCAAAUAUCUUGUCAAAACGUACCCUUAUCUACUGGACAUCACUGACAAUAAUGGUCAGAAUGUGUUACAUGAUGCCGCUUUGGGUGGUAAUGUUGAUCUAAUUAUAUUCCUAGUAGAAAAAGGCUUGGAUAUCAAAAGUACUGGAAAUGACGGGUCAACUGUGCUCCAUCAAUGUUGUAAUAAUGGUAAGAUGAACAUGUGCAAAUAUUUGGUCAACACAUAUCCUGACUUACUCCAUGUCACUUACAAAGAUGGUCUGAAUGCCUUACAUGGUGCAACCUGGAGUGGUAAUGUUGAUCUAAUUAUAUUCCUAGUAGAGAAAGGCUUAGAUAUCAAAAGUACUAGAAAUGACGGGUCAUCUGUGCUACACCUGUGCUGUUUGAAGAGAAAUAUAAAUAUGUGCAAAUACUUGGUCAACACAUAUUCUGACUUACUUUAUGUCACUAACAAUAAUGGUGAGAGUGCCUUACAUAAAGCAGCCUGGAGUGGUUAUGUUGAUCUGGUUAUAUUCCUAGUAGAGAAAGGCUUAGAUAUCAAAUGUACUAGAAAUGACGGGUCAACUGUGCUACAUUUGUGCUGUUUAAAUAGUAAGACAGAUAUUUGCAAAUACUUGGUCAACACAUAUCCUGACUUACUUAAUGUCACUGACAAUAAUGGUCAGAAUGCCUUACAUGAUGCAGCCUGGAGUGGUAACGUUGAAAUACUUAAGUUCCUCUUAGAUAAAGGCUCAGAUAUCAAUAUCGCUAGAAAAGACGGGAAAACUGUGCUGCAUCUGUGCUGUUUAAACAGUAAAAUAGUUAUGUGCAAAUACUUGGUCAACACAUAUCCUUUCUUACUCGAUGUCACUGACAUUGAUGGUGGGAAUGCCUUACAUGAUGCAGCUUGGAGUGGUAACGUUGAAAUACUUAAGUUCCUAUUAGAGAAAGGCUUAGAUAUCAAAUGUACUAGAAAAGACGGGUCAUCUGUGCUACACCUGUGCUGUUUGAAGAGAAAUAUAGAUAUGUGCAAAUACUUGGUCAACACAUAUCCUUUCUUACUCGAUGUCACUGACAUUGAUGGUGGGAAUGCCUUACAUGAUGCAGCUUGGAGUGGUAACAUUAAAAUACUUACGUUCCUAUUAGAGAAAGGCUUAGAUAUCAAAUGUACUGGAAAAGACGGGUCAUCUGUGCUCCACCUGUGCUGUUUGAAGAGAAAUAUAGAUAUGUGCAAAUACUUGGUCAACACAUAUUCUGAUUUACUUUAUGUCACUAACAAUAAUGGUGAGAAUGCCUUACAUAAAGCAGCCCAGAGUGGUUAUGUUUAUCUGGUUAUAUUCCUAGUAGAGAAAGGCUUAGAUAUCAAAUGUACUAGAAAUGACGGGUCAACUGUGCUACAUUUGUGCUGUUUAAAUAGUAAGAUAGAUAUGUGCAAAUACUUGGUCAACACAUAUCCUGACUUACUUAAUGUCACUGACAAUAAUGGUCAGAAUGCCUUACAUGAUGCAGCCUGGAGUGGUAACGUUGAAAUACUUAAGUUCCUCUUAGAUAAAGGCUCAGAUAUCAAUAGCGCUAGAAAAGACGGGAAAACUGUGCUGCAUCUGUGCUGUUUAAACAGUAAAAUAGAUAUGUGCAAAUACUUGGUCAACACAUAUCCUUUCUUACUCGAUGUCACCGACAUUGAUGGUGGGAAUGCCUUACAUGAUGCAGCUUGGAGUUGUAACGUUGAAAUACUUAAGUUCCUAUUAGGGAAAGGCUUAGAUAUCAAAUGUACUAGAAAUGACGGGUCAACUGUGCUACAUUUGUGCUGUUUAAAUAGUAAGAUAGAUAUGUGCAAAUACUUGGUCAACACAUAUCCUUUCUUACUCGAUGUCACUGACAAUAAUGGUCAGAAUGCCUUACAUGAUGCAGCCUGGAGUGGUAACGUUGAAAUACUUAAGUUCCUCUUAGAUAAAGGCUCAGAUAUCAAUAUCGCUAGAAAAGGCGGGAAAACUGUGCUGCAUCAAUGCUGUUUGAACAGUAAGAUAGAUAUGUGCAAAUACUUGGUCAACACAUAUCCUUUUUUACUCGACAUCACAGACAAUAAUGGUGUGAAUGCCUUGCAUGGUGCAGCCUGGAGUGGUAAUUUUGAUCUUGUUAUUUUUCUCUUAGAGAAGGACUUAGAUAUCAAAAGCACUAUUAAUAAUGGAAAAACUGUGCUUCAUUUGUGUUGCAUGAACGGUAAGAAGAUUAAGGAUAUGUGUAAAUACUUGGCAAACACGUAUCCUUUUUUACUCGAUGUCACCGACAAUAAUGGUGAGAAUGCCUUACAUAGUGCAGCCUGGGGUGGUGACAUUGAUUUAUUCAAAUUUCUUUUAGAGAAAGGCUUAAAUAUUAAUACCGCUAGAAAUGACGGGAAGACUGUUUUACAUAUGUGUUGUAUAAAUAGGGAAAUAGUAAUGUAUAAGUUUUUGGUCGAAAUGUAUCCUAACUUAGUGGAUGUCGAAGACAAAUAUGGCAACGAAGCAGUUCUUUAUGGACUUUAA
This is a messenger RNA of Saccostrea cuccullata (small rock oyster), 3402 nucleotides long. Its product is annotated as ankyrin-2-like. Gene Ontology annotation, molecular function: protein binding. The record is from RefSeq and is a predicted model, not a curated record. NCBI's taxonomy places the organism in Eukaryota, Metazoa, Mollusca, Bivalvia, Ostreida, Ostreidae. Bases 1 to 3402 code for a protein of 1133 amino acids. The transcript has a single exon.